UUGGACGCAAACCGAACUUUGAACGACUGCCCCGAUGCGAACCGAAGGGCGCGGGAGCAAACCCCUAAUUCCUCUGUACCCUGCAAAAUCAGUAAUGAAAAGCACACGUUAAUGGCGGAUUCCAAAACCCUAGCUUCUCCUUCAACAAUGGCGGAUGUGAAUCUAGAAAAAUCUUCAAACCUCGAAAAAACGGCUCCUCCUUUGCCGGAUACUUUGCCAGAAAACCAAACUCCGGCCAAAAAGAGGCGUCGAAGAAAGAAGCACUUAGAGAACGCGGCCGCCAUAGCCAUAGGCAAGGCUCGAGCUCUGAGACCACAUACAAAGGCAGGAAUUUACAGUGAGAAGCUCAUUGACAAGAUGUUGCAGAAACAGCUUGGCCAUGGAUCGAAGGGAAAGCGCAAGAGAAUCAAUGGCCUAAACAGAGAGCUAAAUAUUGAAGCCCUGAUCGCGCACUCUGUAGGUUUUCCUACGGAUUCACUUACAGAGGAGGAGAUCGAAGCAGGUGUGGUUUGUCCUUUAGGGGGCUCUGAACAAGCGAAUUACAUCGUGGUUCGAAACCACAUCCUUUCUCUAUGGCGAGCCAAUGUGAAGGCUUGGCUCACAAAGGAUCAAGCCAUGGAGUCUAUACGAAAAGAGCACAGUGCCUUGGUUGAUUCAGCCUAUACUUUUCUUCUUCGCCAUGGAUUCGUCAACUUUGGCCUCUCUCCUUCUAAACCUGAGCCCAUGCACCAGCCCAGGGCUAGAGGACAUGUUCUUGUUAUUGGUGCAGGGCUUUCAGGCCUGGCUGCUUCAAAGCAACUGAUAACUUUAGGGUUUAGGGUUUUGAUCUUGGAAGGGAGGAACAGACCAGGAGGUAGGGUUCACACGAAGAGAAUGAGUGGAAAUGAUAUAGUUGCAGCUGCUGAUCUCGGGGGAAGUGUUUUGACUGGAAUCAAUGGGAAUCCUUUGGGGGUUUUGGCUAGGCAAUUAGGGUUUCCUCUUCAUAAAGUAAGAGACAUUUGCCCUCUGUAUUUACCAGAUGGUCGAGCUGUGGAUUCAGAGGUGGAUUCAAGAGUUGAAGCUUUGUUUAACCAAUUGCUCGAAAAGGUUUGUAAACUGAGGCAAUCAAUGGAUGAUAUGGCUGUUGAUGUUUCUCUAGGAACUGCUCUAGAUACCUUUAGGGAAGUGUAUAGAGUUGCUGAGAACCAAGAAGAGAGGAUGCUUCUCAAUUGGCAUCACGCUAACCUUGAAUAUGCAAAUGCUUCGCUCUUAUCUGAUCUUUCACUUGCUUUUUGGGAUCAGGAUGAUCCAUAUGAAAUGGGGGGUGACCAUUGCUUCAUACCAGGUGGUAAUGGGAGGUUUGUCAAAGCCUUAUCAGAGGGUCUUCCUAUCUUCUAUGGAAAAACAGUGGAUUUGAUCAGGUAUGGAACGAAUGGGGUUCAGGUUCGAGCAGGCAACCAGGUGUUUCAAGGUGACAUGGUUCUUUGCACUGUUCCUCUUGGUGUUCUUAAGAAAGGUUCAAUCAAAUUUGAGCCUGAGCUACCCCAAUCAAAGAACGAAGCAAUUCAAAAAUUGGGUUUUGGGUUAUUGAACAAAGUGGCUAUGCUAUUCCCCCAUUGCUUUUGGGGUGCAGAGAUUGAUACAUUUGGGCAUUUAUCCGUGGAUAAGUGCAAAAGGGGCGAGUUCUUUUUGUUCUAUAGCUAUGCAUCUGUAUCAGGAGGUCCAUUGCUAAUGGCUUUAGUUGCAGGUGAAUCAGCAAUUGGGUUUGAAUCCAUGGCUCCUUCUGAUGCAGUAGAGAGAGUGCUUGGUAUACUUAGAGGAAUAUUUCGCCCUAAGGGCAUCAUUGUUCCCCAUCCAAUUCAAGCUGUGUGUACAAGAUGGGGUAGCGAUCAGUUUACUUAUGGGUCUUAUUCACAUGUAGCGGUUGGUGCGUCUGGUGACGAUUAUGAUAUUCUUGCUGAAAGUGUGGGGCAAGGUAGGGUCUUUUUUGCGGGAGAGGCAACAAAUAGAAGGUACCCGGCAACCAUGCAUGGAGCUUUUCUUAGUGGAUUGAGAGAAGCUGCAAAUAUAUCUAGAAUUGCAGAAAGUAGGUCAAAACCAGAGAACAUUGAGGUUAAGGACGAGUUUAUUGAAGAUGAUGCACUUUUUGAUUUGUUUAAGCGUCCUGAUUUGUGUUUUGGGUGCUUUUCUGCUUUGUUUGAUCCAAGAACCAGUGAUCUAGGAUCUAAUUCAAUUGUGAGGGUAUUGGUUGGCAAGGGAACAAAUGGUGUUGAGUAUAGGUCUGCUCCCUUGCGACUUUAUGCCUUGAUGUCUAGGAAACAAGUGAUUGAUUUAGAGGAGGUAGAUGGGGAUAUCAAUAGAUUGAAAGUUUUGUAUCAAAGUUUUGGUGCAAAGCUGGUAGGCGUUAGAGGUUUGGGUAGUGAAGGAGGCGAGCUAAUUGCUUACCUGAAGGGGGCUAGAAUCAAUGGCAAGAUUGAAAUACUUAACGCUGCUUAGACCAUUGCAAUACACGAUGUGUUGAGAAGUUUGCAAGUUGUCAUUAUUUGUUUAUUUGAUUACUUUUGCUUGCAUUGCUUGUUACUUCGUUCAUCGUAUCUCCUAAAGUCCAAUCAGUUUUAAUGAAAGGAUAGAUUUUCCAAUGUCCUUCCGAGGCAUAUGGGAUCCACUUGGUGGCAAGCGAGAAAAUCACAUAUAGAUGGUCAUAAGAGAGAACUAGGAGCGGGUAACCCAUGUUUUCUAUUGAUAGGAAGAGGAAGUAUGAAUAUUUGGUAUAAUUGCUGUUCAUUGGCAAUAAGUUCAUGCACUGACACUGCAAAUGCAACAGGAUUAGAACAUGCCUUUAGGUUAAGCUCACAACUGUGAUGAAUAUUGGUAGAGUUGUCUACAAUGGUAUAUUUGAUUUUCACGUGAAGCAUAUGUGGGAUUAGCCAUCCAACCUGCAGAUAAGGAGAUGACCAACAGUCUUAUCAUUAUGAUGGUGCUGAUUUGAAGUUGCACAAUCAAAUGCAAUUGUAAUAGAGUGAAUGACAAUUGCUGUACAUAUUGUUCAUUUGUAAAUUCAUACCCAUUCUCUGAUUACGUAAUGCAUUCAUCCUGUCUUUCUCCAAAUGGUGUUUGAUGCAUGCUUUGCUUGUCAUGCUGUAACCCUUUGCUCAUGAUUGUAACAUGGCAUGAGGAUAAAUGUUAUGCUUCUCA
Molecule: messenger RNA, 3174 nt
Organism: Amborella trichopoda
Lineage: Eukaryota; Viridiplantae; Streptophyta; Magnoliopsida; Amborellales; Amborellaceae
Product: lysine-specific histone demethylase 1 homolog 1
Cellular component (GO): nucleus
Molecular function (GO): oxidoreductase activity; protein binding
Source: RefSeq, a predicted model, not a curated record